CACUGGUAGGUUAACCUUGGAGCACGCCAACACCGGAUCCUCUGUCCACAGACACCCCGCGCUCCCACUGGCCCCUCGUCCCGUGGCCAAUGUGAAGUUGCCGUGUAAACACUCGACAGCUGCAGACAGCGGCAGCGCUCUCGAUCACGCGCCCCGCUAUAAAUACUUGCCGCUAACUUUAGCCGCAUCUGCGCAGACGGCCACCUGACCAUCGCGCGAGUGCGUUAAGACCGGCUUGCAUCUGCGAGGGCAACACAGUUUCCAGUAUGACCGCCCAGGGUGCGGGCGCGAUGAAGUCGCUGCGGUUCGCGAGCGCUCGGGUGCUGCUGCGACACGAAACGGACGCUCGUCUCGUACUGCCGCAGGUGUCGCACGAUCUCUACCCUCUCCUCUUCAAGGUGUCCUUCCUGGAGGAGCAACCGGAAGCAUUGCGCCUCAUCGUGCGCCACUGGCCGCUGCCGAUACUGAGCGUGGGCCAGCUGCUGGGCCGCACGCCCGACUGGGAACAGGACCUGCGCCGGCGCACGUGCCGCCUGUGCCUGCAGGCGCUGCUGGCCGGCCUCUGCGACCACGUGCGGGACGACCGGAGCGGCCCCGCGGCGACUCCGGUGCGCUACGGGAGACCGUUGCGCCUCGUCGACCUCACGGGGCUGCGCGACUCGGAGACGCAGGAGUGCGAGUGCGGCGCCGGCAUGGGCCGCUGGGCUCGCACGGAGGCCCUGGCGCGGGCGUGCGUGGAGGCUCGACAGGAGGAGCUGGAGGCGGGCGCCGCGGCUCGACGCGUCGACGUGCUGGCCAGCGCGUUCGUGACGCAGCGCAACUACGGCGUCGUGAUGGACGCCCUGCGAGCGCGCGGCACGGGGCCGCUGGCGCUCCGGUGCAUGGAGCUCCGAGCCGACAGCCUGCCGUGCGACAAGAUUUUCGAUCUGCUUGGCGCGGUCGACCUGCCCGUGCUGCGUCGUCUGGACUUGGUCCACAACGUGCGGAUGAGCCCGGGCCAGCUCGAGGAUCUGCUCAUGGACUUCCCGAUGCCGGCCCUGCGCGCCAUCACCUUCCCGACGCGCGUCGUCGACGUGAACCUCCACGAGGCGGACGACCCUCACCUUGACGCGCUGGCGCUCGGCCUGGCUGGCCUGCCGCUCCUGCAGGAGCUCAACCUGCCCUUCUCCAUUCUCACGGGACACCUGCGCCAGCUGCUCAGCGCCCUGCAGGCCCCGCUGCGCGUGCUCGACCUGUCGGGGUGCGAGCUCAACCACGUCGACCUGGCGUAUCUGGCCAACAGCGAGCACGCCGUGGCUCUCGAGGACCUCGACCUGAGCGGCCACAGCCUCCCGGCCCUCUACCCGGCCACCUUCUUCAAGCUGCUGCACCGCGCGGCGCUCACGCUGCGCUCGCUGCGCCUCGAGGAGUGCGACGUGCGCGACCGGCACGUCGCUCUCGUCCUCGUCGCGCUCGGCCCCUGCCAGCGCCUGCAGCGCCUCGCCCUCAUGGGCAACCCCAUCUCGCGCCUGGGCCUCAGGCGGCUGUUCGCGUGGCUCGCCGGCUACCCGACGCUCCGCGUCAUCGAGUACCCGGUGCCCACCGACUGCUUCCCGGCGGGCACCGAGUUCCCGCCGUCGGACGAGGCCCUCGAGGCGCACGACCAGCAGAAGCUGCGCGAGGUGCAGGGGGAGCUGGAGGCCAUCCUGGUCGAGGCCAAGCGCGGGGACAUCGCCACGUCGGCGCCGCUCUACGGCAGCUUCGACUCGGACGUCCGCGAGACGGGCGCGGAGGUGGGCGCCUUCAUGAUCAGCGCCUUCCAGAGCUCCCUGCAGGGCUUCCUUGACUCGCUCAAGAGAUAGGGUGGGGGCGCGGCGAUGGGAGAUGCGGAUCGGGGGCCCACGGAGCUGGCGGGCCGAGUUUGGAGGGUGCCCAUGAGCCUGGAUAGUUGCUCGGACGUGCGGCCAUCGCGCACCACCGACAGGGAGCUGCAGGCUGCUGCGGAGGCUACGUCGUGGGCAGCAGAGGGGGCGGUGCGGCAGAAUCCGUCGUUGUACUGCACUUCUGUGUGCCUGCAUCUCUGCUCCCCGCCUUGGCCAACCCGCGCUGACCAGCGUAUGGUCAAGUGAUGCCCAUGAGCCGUACGGUGCGGGGAAGCCCUCAUCCAGCAGUGGAUUGGCAGAAAGGCUUUGCAUGCAGAGUCCAUGCAAACGGCGGCAGCAGCAGCAGCAGCAGCCGUGGGUUUUCUGCCUGCAGCUGUGCUUGUGCGGAAAUGAGAUGUAAUGAAAAUGAAAUCUGCGAGUGCUGUAAAUGUUCACUUGACUUGUCAUGGUGUUGAUGGUGAAGGUGUUCAUUUUAAAAAAAAAACUGUAUAUUUGAUGGAUUAGGAUUCUGAUGGAUGGGUAUUAGUGCUGAUCUACCCGUGAUAUACUUGGGUUAGAGUUAAGGGUUUUUGUUGACCAAGGUUACAAGAAUACACAUUUAUAAUAUAAGUUUUUGGAGAUGAUUACACAUGUGGUUGGUUACCAACGAGAAUCUUGAUGCAAGGAGAUUGAUGAUGAUGAUUUCUACCAGGUGCACUUUAUAUUUGUUAAUACUUUUGUAGGAUGUAAAUAGGUUUCAACGUAAUGUUUUUGCAUUGUAGUCACUGCGAUUUGGUUGCUGCCCGUGGCAUCAUGGUUUGCAACACUGGACUUGCGAUCCAGGGUGCACCGGUUAGACUCCCAUCUCCCGGCACAGAAGCUAUAACAAUGGUGCAAGUAUCUUAAAUCCCCCCGUCUCGAUCCAUCCGACAGUAUAAAUGGACGCACCACAGAGAAACGAUCGGUAGGUCGUGUGUGGUACGGUAAAGUGUGGGUACUCCCAACUCUUACAAAACGCCUGGCCAGGAUGGAAGAGUAGGCCAAAUACCCUCUGGAGGGGCACUCUAUUGCUCCUUCUAGUGGAGGCCUUGCCACCAGCGCUGGCACGAAUAUGAAAUUGCAGGGGUGCAUCUUUACCUUUUUACUUAUCGGCGUUGGGAUUGCCCUGUAGAUGUGAAACUCGGACAACCCAGGUGUGCGUUCCUCACACGAGGCCAAUGGUGAAGGGCCAUGCCUCGCCACGCACGCUACGAUGGCUACAAUGCGACCCUGUGACCCAGGUUGCUUCACAUCACUUUCGUUUUAUUUCAUUAACACCUGCGAUCGGCAAUUGUGCCGACGCUGAUAUACGAACACCGAGUGAAAAUUAGAAAACCAACACGGCAAGGUGAAGCUAAUUCGCUGUGCCGUAAGAGACGGAGAUGGGUAUCUCUGUAAAAUAAACAUUUACAGAUGGCAAAUGUCUCGAUUGCGAGGUCUUACAUCGGUUCACUCGCCUUGGUGGCACUUAUUCAGAUCAAAGAGUUUUGCAAGAGAGUCUCAAAACGACUGGGACUGGUCUACGGGGUAAUAGAUUUCGUUUGUUCGGUGUUUGGCAAGAUGGUUUUCCCAGUAGGAGGACAAAGUUCCGAUGUUUUCAAGGUUCUUGUCCUUCCCCGCUCAAGAGGAUCACUGGGGGCAUGACUGAACUCCUUUGUAAACAACACAAUAAUAAUUUCAACUUUAUAAUACGCCCCACAGUAUUCAGUCAGCAAAGUAGACGUGUAAUAACUCAGAGGCACGAAGAACCACAGCAAGAGGGGAGUGACGUGAUGGACCAGUUCCAAUAAUUUCCCAAACUUUCAGUCCUCUGUAUAUGAAGGAGUGUAUUGGCCAAUUAAUGAGCGUUAACAGGUGUCUUCUCUAAUCUUCCUCCAAAAUGAAGCCAAGCUCUAGUUGAUGGAAUUUACUAAAUAUCCCAAUGUACCAGGGCCCUCUUGAUAAUAAGUCCUGAGGCUCGGUGAGAUGUCCUGGGUAAACAGUUGGCAUUAUCAUAUUAGCGACUAAAUCACAUGCUCAUUUAGGAUGAAACCAUUUAUUUUUGCAAACCAUAAAACAUUACAGAAUGUAAACUUAACAAAAAGAAUAUAAGCGUUGCCUAAAUACCAUGCCCCUUUAAUUUUACACUUUCAUCCCAAAAGUAUUUGCUCGUAGCUUCUUACACCUCGACCGUAAUAGCGAGUUCAGUCCCCGGUUCGGCCCAAAAGUCCCCAUAACACAAAGCGAGCCCCGAGCGCCCCUGGGCCUCGCUGCACACGGCCCAGCCCAGUCCACUAUGGCACCUCGGUUAGCAGCUCCCCAAACAACGGGACGCGUUUUUUUUUUUUGGCAAUGAGAGGUUCACAACGGCCAGCAGCCGCCACUCGCAACAUGAACCACCCUCAACCCCUCCCCGUGCCGGUGAAACAGAGCCACGCGGCAUCACUUGCUUCGGCUCGUGACACUUGGGCACACGGCCACACGCGGAGGGCGCUGACGCGUUUCGGUGCUUUGGUUUGGACGUUGGCUGAUCAACACCUCCAGUUUGUUUUUGCAAACUCUUAGAUCCUCUGUGAACCGUCUGUGAUCUCUAGAUCCUCUACCUUAUACACUUUCACCACGAGCACACACGAGCCCCGCCAUCACGGGGCCUUCACGGUGCACGUGGUGUUCCACUGGCUAUUUGCAGAGCCAAGACGAACCCAAAUCUGUGAUACGCCAGCAUCGCGAAGACCUCCGAAUCUAACUUGGGGGGGGGGGGGGCACGGCAAGGCCAUGGGCAGAGCUAACGACAUGUUUGUUGUAUGCGAUGUCAGUCGGUACACUGUGAGGAAACGGCGUCGCCACGGCAUUUGCGUGCAACUCUCGACUCGCUCGUCGUGUGCGACGUCAGCGGCUCGGCUCUGCAGUGG
This is a messenger RNA of Petromyzon marinus (sea lamprey), 4771 nucleotides long. RefSeq names its product leucine rich repeat containing 14B (gene LRRC14B). The record is from RefSeq and is a predicted model, not a curated record. NCBI's taxonomy places the organism in Eukaryota, Metazoa, Chordata, Hyperoartia, Petromyzontiformes, Petromyzontidae. Gene Ontology annotation, cellular component: cytoplasm.